AUGUCAAAAUAUGAUACUAAACAUAUCGAUCAUCCGGUGUUAAGAGAUAUUCCAACUUCCUUGGGAGAGCUUAAACAUAGAUUCUUGACUCAGCCUUACAGGGAGAUUACAAUCUUGAACCCUCCCGAGAAGAGCAAUGUGGUCGAUGAGGAUACGGAGUUGGCUCCUGUGAAUGAACGUACUGGGAUGGAUAAGUACUGGGCUAUUGUCACUACUGGUGCAGGUCUUUUCUCCGAUGGUUACAUCAACAAUUCUAUCAGUACUGUAUCGUUGUGUUUGUCCCUUAUCUAUGGGGACCAGUAUACCAAUUCUCGUGCCAUUCAAAAUGUUUCUUCCAUUGCGUUUGCUGGUACUGUGGUUGGGCAAUUGAGUUUUGGUUAUAUUGCGGAUUAUUACUCACGUAAAGCUGCUAUGUUGAUUGGUACCACCAUGCUGAUCUUGCUUUCGAUCCUGUGUGCUGGUGCCUGGGGAGUUGGUACCACUGGUACUAACGCUGGUGGGUUAUUUGCAGCUAUCACCGCUUAUAGGUUCUUCCUAGGUAUUGCUAUUGGUAGUGAAUAUAGUUCUAGUUCACCAGCAGCUGCUGAAGCAUCGAAUUUGUUGCCUGCAGGUAAAAGAAACAGAUACUUUUGUCUUUUCACUAAUUUUAUGAUUGAUUUUGGGUUUGUUAUCAGUGCUUUCGUGCCAAUGGUUUUAUUGUGGAUCUGUACUCCCAAACAUUUGACACCUGUAUGGAGAAUUACCAUUGGUUUGGGUGCUCUCCCACCCAUUACUUUGUUUUACUUCAGAUUGAAGUAUAAAGAAAGUGCAGCAUUCAGAAAGACUAAGUUUAGAAAAGUUAUGCCUUAUUGGAGAUUGAUCAAAUUUUACUGGUUCAGAUUAGCCGUUGUGUCUAUCAUUUGGUUCUUGUACGAUUUCUCCGCUUAUGCUUUUGGUACUUACUCUUCGAUUAUCAUCAAUAUUGUCUUGGGUGAGGACGCUUCUCUUUACAAGACUUUUGGUUGGAACGUUGUGUUUAAUUUGUUCUACAUUCCUGGUGCAUUCUUGGGUGCUUUCUCUGCAGAUUGGUUUGGUCCUCGUAAUACUUUGUUUGUUGGAUUACUCCUACAGGCAGCUCUUGGGUACAUCAUGGCUGGUUGUUUGGAGCAUUUACGUCAACACAUUGCCGGUUUCGUUGUCGUGUACGGUAUCUUUAUGACCUUGGGUGAAUUUUCUGCAGGUGAUAAUAUCGGUCUUUUGGCUUCCAAGGCGUUUUCUGUCCCAGUGAGAGGUACCCUUUACGGAUUCGCUGCUGCUAUCGGUAAAGUUGGUGCAUUUGUUGGUAGUUAUGUGUUCCCUGAUAUUAUUAAGAACGCUGGUGGUUAUGAUACCACUACCGGUUUACAGGCACCAUAUUGGGUGGCUUCCUCCUUGUGUAUCUUUUCAGCUUUGCUCGGUUAUUUCUUCUUGCCCGAUGUUGACCAGGAGGCUAGUAUGGAAGAAGAUGUUAAGUUUUUGGAAUAUUUGAAGAGUACUGGUUACGAUAUUUCACAACUGGGUUACGAUAACGAAACGAAGAUUAAACUCGACAUUUCUGAUUCAUCACCUUCAUCCGACGGCGAUAUGAAGUUGAACACUAAGGAUGAGACUUUUGAACUGCAUUGA
Molecule: messenger RNA, 1644 nt
Organism: Torulaspora delbrueckii
Lineage: Eukaryota; Fungi; Ascomycota; Saccharomycetes; Saccharomycetales; Saccharomycetaceae
Exons: 1
Coding region: 1-1644 (547 amino acids)
Biological process (GO): transmembrane transport; carboxylic acid transport
Cellular component (GO): plasma membrane
Molecular function (GO): carboxylic acid transmembrane transporter activity
Source: RefSeq, a predicted model, not a curated record